UAAGGAAGAAGUGACCGAGCGACGUCAGUAUUUGCCGGCACCCCAUUUCGCUCUGUUGACAGUAUUAAUUCGAGCACGUGGCAAUCGUGUUUCCACCACCGGGCCCGUCGACCAUUUCCAGCAUCGCCUGCGACCAUAACAGCCGGCAGUACGAGAAAAGCGCGACACGCGGAACCAUCCAACCGCUAAGGAUCCACUGUGCUUCCAUGAGAGAAUGUUUAGAAUUAUUUGUUGAACUCCAUACCAAUGGGAAUAGUGGAUUCGUAGGGUGACUUGGGAAAGGGUUGAAGAUUCCAGCGCAAUGUGAUUUAACGUGAUAUCGAUAUGAAGUGCUUUUAAUGGAGGCAAUAAAUUUUAUUGGUUGAGAGUGUUAUUAAGCAUAAACUGCACCUGUUGUAACAAGACUUGGGAAUGCAGAUAAUGAAGCUGCAAGUGGUUCGUGAUUUCAAUUGGACACGAUGACUGAUACCGAAAAAAGAAGCGAGUUCGCACCGUUUUGCAUUUCACUUUCUGGAAACGUGCCACGACAGAAGACUACAUAAAUACGAUAAAAACAAAAAUUGGAAAAAAAGAGAAAGAAUAAGAAAUGGACGGUUCCGUAAUAAACGGAACGGUUUUCGGUGUCGCGUUGGGAGGUGACAGUAUGAAGCACUUUCCACGGCCAGUGACUAUCACAGCAGCUGUUUGCGCAAUCGUUUUCAGCAUCGUCGGAGUGGCGGGAAAUUUAGUAACCGUAAUCGCACUCCUAAAAUACACAAGAUUGAGGCGACAUGCCACGACCGCAUUCGUGAUAAGUCUCAGCAUUUCCGACUUGAUUUUUUCUGCGGUGAAUUUACCACUAACUGCGAGCAGAUAUUUAAACGAGGCGUGGGUGCUAGGCGAAACUCUAUGCAAAAUAUUCCCGCUAUUCUUUUAUGGAAACGUCGCAGUGUCCUUGCUCAGCAUGGUGGCGAUUACCCUAAAUCGGUACAUCCUGAUCUCGAGAUCAGACAUAUACGCCCAGCUGUACACCACGCGGCGGAUCAUUCUGAUGCUGAUCGUCAUUUGGACGAUGAGCUUCUGCUUAUUAUUGCCGCCAUUGAUUGGCGUUUGGGGCACUCUGGGCCUGGAACCAAACACCUUCUCCUGCACCAUUCUGAAGAAGAACGGCUCCAGUCCAAAGAAGUUCCUUUUCGUUCUUGGAUUCAUCGUGCCCUGCGUGGUCAUCAGCGUCUCCUACCUGUGCAUUUACUGGCGCGUCAGGAAGAGCAGGAAGAACCUGGAGGCCCACGCUGGCGCCUCGAGGAAGACAGCCAGCGGUUUUCGACGCAGAGAGGACUCCAGAGUCACCAGGUUGAUGCUGACCAUAUUCCUCUGUUUCCUCCUGUGCUUCAUGCCCUUGAUGCUGGUCAACGUGGCCGACGACAAGAUGAAGAUCCCGAUUCUGCACGUGAUAGCCUCGAUUCUAGCGUGGGCCUCGUCAGUGAUCAAUCCCUUCAUCUACGCUGGCACUAAUAAACUGUACAGGGAGGCCUACAAGCAGAUUUUGUGCCCAGUUUCCAGCAAAACGCCGACCACUGGACCAAAACCAACGCACUCGCAUUCCAGUAAAGUCUCGUCGCCGCAGAUGACUUGAGAAAUGAUUGUACGAUAGUUUGUGGGUGAUGUUACUCGCAUUGGAAGUGCUCGAGUUGUUAUCUGAAUUGAAGUGAUAGUUAAUGGGUCUCUAUUGCUAUGGUGUAAAAUACUAAGUGCAGUAACUUAGUUUUGGAAUGUAUGGACUGGUUCAUUAGGAAGAAAUCGACUUAGUAUCUUCGAUAUUUUUAAUGCUGGAAAAUGUUCUUGUAUGUAUGUAUGUAUGUAUGUAUGUAUGUAUUUUUAUUUGUUCUGCAUGGGAUUUCAACUCCAACUUCCUCCUCCUGCUUUUACACUUCCCCUGCAUUUCCCAUUCUGAAUUAAUCCUUUUAGUUGCUUAGUGUAAAGCCCUGUUAACCCAUACAUGGGUCCUCUUUUUAGUGGAUCACCCUAUGUACUAUAAAUAUCAUCUUUGUCGAAGAUGUGACUGAAAUUCCAUGUAGCUUCGAUUACUGAAGUCUGUUAAAUUGUCAAGUAAAUAUGCCUAAUAUUUUAAUCAUAGCAACGACAGGAAGAUUUUUAAGAAAAUUCUAUGUCAAUACCGAUGUGUAGUAAGAUUAAGCAUUCGAUCUAUAGGACUGGUUAUUAUCAAAUGAUUCGAUGUUAGAAUUAGACUAUUACUCUCCCUUCAAAGUACGUGGCGAUUCGAUCAACAUUUACUUCAAUAAAUGAUAAACACAAAUGCCGAUAGAUAAGUGUACAAAGAAUAAAAUCUUUCAGUUAAGAUUGAUGUAAAUAUAUUAUAGAAAAUAAAUUAUGAUUAAUAAAUGACUGCAUUUAUGAUAUAAGGUGGUUUUAACAUCUACACCUUCUAACACUAUCGGGACAAAAUGGGGCCUAAAUUAGAUACGUACCAGAGUUUCGUCGUGCCACCCCUUCGAAUAUCAUGUUCUCCUGAUAAGAAAAAGUAAAAUCAGGUAAGUAUUAGGUAAGUACUUAGUUAUUAUUCGUGCUACCUCUUCGCAUAUCAUGUGCUCCUGAUACCAAAAUGUAAAAUCGGCCAGAAUUUCGAUACGUGCCCAAAAUUAGCCCCUUGAAUUAGGCAACCUAUACUUACAGACAUGUCGGACCGGUUGCCUGUCCGUAGGCGCAAACGUGCCACCUCCUCGCAUAUCAUGUGCUCCUGAUACAAAAAUGUAAAAUCGGGCCAGAAUCCCAAUACGUACCGACCAUGUGCCCCUUGAAUUAGGCAACCCAUACUUACAGAUAUGUCAGACCGGUUGCCUACUCGUAGGCGUUAAAGUGCCACCUCUUCGCAUAUCAUGUGCUCCUGAUACCAAAAUGAAAAAUCGGGCCAGAAUUCCGAAAUGUACAGAAAAUUAGCCCCUUGAAUUAGGCAACCUAUACUUACAGACAUAUCGGACCGGUUGCCUGUCCGUAGGCGCAAACGUGCCACCUCCUCGCAUAUCAUGUACUCCUGAUACAAAAAUGUAAAAUCGGGCCAGAAUCCCAAUACGUACCGACCAUGUGCCCCUUGAAUUAGGCAACCCAUACUUACAGAUAUGUCAGACCGGUUGCCUACUCGUAGGCGCUAAAGUGCCACCUCUUCGCAUAUCAUGUUCUCCUGAUACCAAAAUGUAAAAUUCAAGCCAGAAUUUUAUACGUACCUAAGAUUCCUAGUGCCACCUCUUCCCGUAUCAUCAUCAAAAUGUAAAAUUGGUCAGUAUUGGAUACGGCUAGAAUUUUACAUUUUGGUAUCAGUAGUAUAUGAUAUGCGAAGAUGUGGCACAUAGAAAAUCUGGUACGUACCUAAUUUAUGUCGAUUGUGGCUCGAUGGUUGUAGAAGGUAUUAGGAGUUGUUAGAAGGCUUUAUGAGUUUUUCGGAGUUGUUAGGAGAUGUUAGAGGGUGUUAGGGAAUAUUAGACGGUGUUAGGAGUUGUCAAAAAGUGUCUGGAAGUUUCAGAAGAUGUUAGAGAUUGUUACACGAUGUCAAAGGAAGUGAUAGAAUUGGUUAGGAGAUGUUAAGAGAUGUUAGAGGUUGUUAGGAGAUGUUAGAGGGUCUUUGGAGGUUUCGGGAGAUGUUACGAAAUGUUAGAGACUGUUAGGAGGUUUCAGGAGUUGUUUGGAGAUGUGAAAAGGUGUAGAAGCUGUUAAGAGGUGUUAGAAGGUGUCCAUAUGUGAAGAGAAAAUUAGUGUCACUCAUCGGUGUCUAACGCUGCCUGAACGAAAAGAGAACGAAAUGUUUGUUGUCAUGAAGUAGGCGCGAGUAUGCCCCUGUUAGAUAUCAACCGAAUUGAGCCAGUUUGUAGGCCAGGUAGCUAUAGUGUUGGCGCAGAGAUACCCCUGGUAUGCUGCAACCGAUACUAGCUUACUUGUCGGUUUGGUUAUCGCUUCGUAGGCGCAGAGGGGCCCCUUUCAAGCGGCAACCUAUGCUUGCUUGUCUGUCAGGUUGCCAUCCUGUAGGCGCAGGUAUGCCCCGUUAUACUGCAACCGCGGCUAGACUGCUUGUCGGUUCGGUUAUCGCCUCGUAGGCGCAGCGGUGCCCCUUUCAUGCGGCAAC
Molecule: messenger RNA, 4114 nt
Organism: Hylaeus volcanicus
Lineage: Eukaryota; Metazoa; Arthropoda; Insecta; Hymenoptera; Colletidae
Gene: Tre1
Product: protein trapped in endoderm-1
Exons: 7
Coding region: 587-1615 (342 amino acids)
Biological process (GO): G protein-coupled receptor signaling pathway
Cellular component (GO): membrane
Molecular function (GO): G protein-coupled receptor activity
Source: RefSeq, a predicted model, not a curated record